GACCGGGAGGGAUGCGGGGCUCUCUCACUCUCCCCCCACCCACCCUGCGAACUCUACCAUCGGAUUGGUCGAAUUUAACGGGACCGCUCGCCGCAGCCGGCAGUCUUGAGCGCCAAGCAAAGCGACCAAAACCGAAUGCGACGAGAAAAAAUUUUUAUUACACUCUCACUCUUGCUAUACGGCGGUCGUGUUCGUAUAGUGUUGUGACUUGUUUUUCAAUAUUGUAUUUUUCUAUUCGUUUCAAUAGUACAUCAUGCCACCCAAGACUAGCGGAAAGGCCGCUAAGAAAUCUGGCAAGGCCCAGAAGAACAUUUCCAAAUCGGACAAGAGAAAGAAGAAGCACAAGAGGAAGGAGAGCUAUGCCAUUUACAUCUACAAGGUGCUCAAGCAGGUCCACCCCGACACCGGUAUCUCCAGUAAGGCUAUGUCGAUCAUGAACUCGUUCGUGAACGACAUAUUCGAACGCAUCGCUGCAGAGGCUUCCCGUCUCGCCCACUACAACAAGAGGUCGACGAUCACCUCCAGGGAGGUGCAGACUUCGGUGAGGCUUUUGCUGCCCGGAGAGCUGGCCAAGCACGCAGUCAGUGAAGGCACCAAAGCUGUCACCAAGUACACCAGCUCGAAGUGAGAGAGUCUCACGUCGUAUUUCAACGAUGUUUAUUGAACAAAAGGCCCUUUUCAGGGCCACAAAAAGAUUCCUUGAUUCAUUUAAUAAGUGUUGUUGUACAAAAUUAUUAUUAUUUUAUAUAACUUACGUACCGAACCGUACGUACGUACCUACCUACCUACCUACCUACCUAUCUAUCUAUCUAUCUUCCCGCCGCAGUAACUUUCUAACUGGUACUUUGUACAUACUUAAUACCUACCUAAUACCUACUUAAUAAUGGAUAAUAUUUUAUCAAUGUAAAGAGAAAAAAAAAAAAAAAGUAAUAAUAAUAAUAAUUAAAAGAAAGCGACGUUGCAUGUUUGCGCAUCACAGUUGCCGGGCAUGCAACGUCACAUUUUACAUCAAAUAAAUAUUGGUUUUUAAGAUAACUACCAACUUGCAUUUCGCAAAUUAUUAACCUAGCGGUAUGAUCGGCAUCAGAUACCGAUCGAUCGUGAUGAGACAGUCGGGUAUAUCUCCCGGUAACCUAAAGGUGAUUAAAAUGAGUGUAUAAAAAGUAAUAAAGUAGGUACAUAAAGUACACAAAAUCAUUAUUUUUGAUGUAAAUAGUUGAGUAGUUAAGUUCGUGUGACGUGCGAAGCGUUCGG
Messenger RNA from Pararge aegeria (speckled wood butterfly), 1254 nucleotides. RefSeq names its product histone H2B. The transcript has a single exon. Lineage: Eukaryota; Metazoa; Arthropoda; Insecta; Lepidoptera; Nymphalidae. Gene Ontology annotation, cellular component: nucleosome. The record is from RefSeq and is a predicted model, not a curated record. Gene Ontology annotation, molecular function: structural constituent of chromatin; DNA binding; protein heterodimerization activity. The coding region runs from base 254 to 628 and encodes 124 amino acids.